AUGUCAGAUUCCAACACAACUGACUUCACCAACUCCUCUAAUUUCAUCCUGCUGGGCAUUCCUGGCCUGGAGACAGCCCAUAUCUGGAUCUCCAUCCCCUUCUGCUCCAUGUAUAUGAUAGCCAUCUUGGGGAACUUCACCAUCUUGUUCAUUAUUAAGAGAGAGCCAAGCCUCCAUGCGUCCAUGUACUAUUUCCUCUGCAUGCUGGCUGUCACCGACCUGGUCCUGUCCACAUCCAUCCUGCCUAAAACACUGAGCAUCUUCUGGUUCAAUUCCAGGGAGAUCGAUUUCGGUGCCUGUCUCACCCAGUUGUACUUCCUUCACUGCUUCUUAGUAACAGAGUCUGGGAUCUUCAUGGCCAUGGCUUUUGAUCGCUAUAUGGCCAUCUGUGAUCCCCUGAGACAUUCAAUCAUCCUGACAAACUCCAUGGUGGCCAAGAUCGGCCUAGCCGGGGUGCUGCGUAGCAGCAUUCUCAUGCUCCCCUAUAUUCUAGUUGCAAGGCAGUGGCCAUAUUGCAGAACCAACAUCAUACCCCACUUUUACUGCCAACACAUGGCCGUGGUGAAGCUGGCCUGUGCCGAAAUCCAUGUCAGUAAUUACUACAGCCUCUCUGUGGUAUUCUGUGUAUUUGGUCUGGAUCCAUUUGUUAUUGCUAUGUCCUAUACCCAGAUCUUAAGGGCCAUCUUCAGCCUGCCCACAAAGGACACUCGGCUCAAAACUUUUGGGACUUGUGGUUCCCACCUCUGUGCCAUCUUAGCCUUCUACAUCUCAUGUCUCUUCUCCGCCCUCACGCACCAGUUUGGUAAGAAUAUGGCCUCUCAUUUCCACGUUCUCAUUGCCAGUAUUUACCUUCUGAUGCCCCCCAUGCUAAACCCCAUUAUCUAUGGGGUGAGGACCAAACAGAUUCGGGACUGGCUGCUGCGGCUGUUUAGUCAUAAAGGGACUAAUAUCUAA
Gopherus flavomarginatus (Mexican gopher tortoise) is the source of this 954-nucleotide messenger RNA. Its product is annotated as olfactory receptor 52M1-like. Gene Ontology annotation, biological process: G protein-coupled receptor signaling pathway. The coding region runs from base 1 to 954 and encodes 317 amino acids. Gene Ontology annotation, molecular function: olfactory receptor activity; G protein-coupled receptor activity. The record is from RefSeq and is a predicted model, not a curated record. The transcript has a single exon. Lineage: Eukaryota; Metazoa; Chordata; Testudines; Testudinidae. Gene Ontology annotation, cellular component: membrane.